CAACAUCCUGACAAGCAUUGACAACUAAUAAGGGAAAGUCUAUCUAAUAGGGAAGAUAUAAUCACAAUGAAGGGUGCUGUCUUCAAAGCCAUGAUUGUUUUUCUGCUCGCGGCUUCAACGCACAGUAGGCCACAAGUCAAACGAGAUAUAGCUGCCCAUGCGGAACCUGUCGCAUGGCACGACACUGAGGAAGAUGACAUCCCCAACACGUUCACAAAGCGAGAUGUAGACGAUCAUACCGAUUCUUUAGACCUAGACGACUGCCAAAUAAAUUGUCAAUUUCUGAGCAAUGUUAUUAAAAAUGUUACCGCCAAUAGAGAAAGAGAAAAAAUUUGCAAACUGAGAAAUUGCAUCUGUGCUCCUCUAAGUAUCUCGAAGAGUAAGCCUGGCGCCUGUGAACAAUGUUUAGAAGAAAAAAUUCCCAUAGGAUGACAUUAAAUUUAACAGCGUUAUUUUGCUGACUUGUAUAAUGGCAAUCCAACUCUAUCUCUUAACUUAUCAAUCCGGCAAUUUGUAUUUCUACCAAUGUAAAAACGUUAAG
This is a messenger RNA of Pocillopora verrucosa, 541 nucleotides long. The record is from RefSeq and is a predicted model, not a curated record. NCBI's taxonomy places the organism in Eukaryota, Metazoa, Cnidaria, Anthozoa, Scleractinia, Pocilloporidae.